This is a messenger RNA of Brassica oleracea var. oleracea, 1427 nucleotides long. Its product is annotated as putative plant UBX domain-containing protein 14. Bases 70 to 1353 code for a protein of 427 amino acids. Gene Ontology annotation, molecular function: ubiquitin binding. Gene Ontology annotation, cellular component: nucleus. Gene Ontology annotation, biological process: proteasome-mediated ubiquitin-dependent protein catabolic process. Lineage: Eukaryota; Viridiplantae; Streptophyta; Magnoliopsida; Brassicales; Brassicaceae. The record is from RefSeq and is a predicted model, not a curated record. The transcript has a single exon.
CUCUGUCUAGUUCUCCAAGAAAAAGAAAACCUCUUUUUACGUUCUCUCUAAGGGAAAACCCAUCAAACAAUGAGAGACGACCAGCAGAAACUGAUCUCAUCAUUCAUGGAGAUUGCUAUUGGUCAAACCAAAGACACCGCAAUACAAUUCCUAAAGGCAACGAGCUGGAACCUUGAAGAAGCUAUUAACCUCUUUAUCAUUCACAGAGAGAAUCAACCUCUAUGUCAACAAAACGCAACAGAGCUGCAUAGGAGUGAUUAUCAAGAAGAAGAACAUAACCGUCCUCCUUUACCUUCGAUUAGGGAUACUCUCUAUGACUCAUCUUACAUGUAUCAAACUCCGGUUCAAGUAUGUCCUGAAGAGAUCUGGGACGCGGAAUCAGAACCGUCAGAAGAUUCGGACACUGAUGUUGGACCAGAUUCCAAACCAGAACCCUCAGAAGAGUCGAGGAGGUUGUCUUCUUUGUUCCGUGCUCCUCUGAAACUUCUUUUCCAAGGUACGUUUGAAGAGGCGAAAUCAACUUCUUCCAGACAGAACCUAUGGCUGCUAGUCAAUCUCCAGUCCACGACCGAGUUUGCUUCUCACAUGCUAAACCGAGAUUUAUGGGCUAACGAAGUCGUUUCUCAAGCCAUUGAGUCUAGCUUCAUCUUAUCUCAAGUCUAUGAUGAUACCACCGAAGGAAAGAAAGUCUCUACUUUCUACCGCAUCGAAUCUGCUCCUCCUGUGGUGCUUCUCAUCGAUCCCAUCACUGGUCAGAAUAUGCGUUCUUGGAGUGGCGCAAUUGAAGCUCAUGGUUUUGUGGAGGAUUUGAUGAAGUACAUGGAUGAUGGUCCUCAUCAAUACAUGGCUUCUUCAACAAGAAACAAACGUAUGAAGACAGAUAAGAUUUCCUCUGAAAGCAGCCAGACUGGGCUGCCCCAACUUGCAGAAUCUUUAGAAACAAAGGAGGAGGAGUCUUGUUCUUCAAGCAACCAGACUAUUAGUCAGAUUGUGGUACCGCCGUCUUGGGGGCCCGAGUUUGAAAAGUCUGCAGAAGUGAAGCAGGAGGAGGAGACUUGUUUAAGGUAUCCAGAUUUAACAGAAGAGCCAAAGGGAGACUGUGAUCGAAGCCUUGUGUGCAGUCUAUGUGUUCGGUUUCCAGAUGGGAGAAGAAAGCAGAGGAAGUUUCUCAAGACCGAACCUAUUCAGCUUCUCUGGUCUUUCUGUUAUUCUCAGAUGGUGGAGUCUGAGAAGAAGGCGUUUAAGCUAGUACAAGCGAUCCCUGGUGCUUCCAAGACUCUGGAGUAUGGAGCUAACGCAACUUUCGACCAAUCUGGCCUCGCAAACUCGAUGAUCUCGAUUACCUGGGAGUGAAGAUUCAUUUACUAUUAUUAAAUUAUUUAUGUAAAUUUUGAUUGAUUUAUAGAAAGAAUGAGACAAUGACAAGG